Messenger RNA from Odocoileus virginianus texanus, 3078 nucleotides. RefSeq names its product eukaryotic translation initiation factor 1A domain containing (gene EIF1AD). The record is from RefSeq and is a predicted model, not a curated record. Gene Ontology annotation, biological process: translational initiation. Gene Ontology annotation, cellular component: nucleus. Gene Ontology annotation, molecular function: translation initiation factor activity; RNA binding. NCBI's taxonomy places the organism in Eukaryota, Metazoa, Chordata, Mammalia, Artiodactyla, Cervidae.
UCGCAGGAAGCCGGACUGCCUUUUGUAGUCUUGCUUCUUGGGAAGCAUUUCCGGCUUCAGGGAACAGAAACCUGUGAGAAGAAAACUUUAUUUAUCUGCUGCACGGCAUGCGGAACUUAACCACUUAACCUUGGCCGACCUGGUGGUGGGAAGAAUUAGAGAAACGGACAAGGAGAGAGGCGUGACCAGGAGACUUCCGGGAGAGCGCCUGAAGUACGGUGUCCGACUCAGGCCGACACGCGUUGUCCUCCUCACUGCCGGACUUGCUAGAGUCGGACGGGAAGCGGAUAUGCCCGAGACCUGAGUCCAAGCCGACUCCACCGUCGUGACCACUGGCGAGUCCUUUUUCUCUGCUUUCAUUGCCUCAGCUCUGAAGUGAGUCGUGGACGAGCCGAUCUCAGCGUCCUGCUUGGAGAACCGGGUCGUUCUGGCAGCUCUCGUGGGAUCCGAAGGCUAGAGAAGCCCAUGUUCUUCCCCAGGACAUUGUGUUACUCCUCGGUAAAAGGCCCGUCCUCAUCUUCAAAAGAGUCUUGGCUUCUCAGCCUACCAUCUAAAACACUCAGGAGGAAGAGUUGAGAGUCUCUGCAUCCCUCACCUCCCUGGGACAGGGCCCACCAUGUCUCAGGCCACCAAGAGGAAACAUGUGGUGAAGGAGUUGCUGGGGGAGCACAUGGUGCCCUCUGACCAGCAGCAGAUCGUGAGGGUCCUCAGGACCCCAGGGAACAAUCUACAUGAGGUGGAGACAGCCCAGGGGCAGCGCUUCUUGGUGAGCAUGCCCUCCAAGUACCGCAAGAACAUCUGGAUCAAGAGAGGGGACUUUCUCAUCGUUGACCCUAUUGAAGAAGGAGAGAAGGUGAAGGCUGAGAUCUCCUUUGUGCUCUGCAAAGACCACGUGCGCUCUCUGCAGAAGGAUGGGCACUGGCCCGAGGCCUUCUCCGAAGUGGCUGAGAAACCCAACAAUAGGAACAGACAGACUCAGCCAGAGCUCCCAGCUGAGCCACAGUCGUCAGGAGAAGAGUCCAGCUCUGAAGACGAUUCUGACCUUUUUGUUAACACCAACCGCAGACAGUAUCAUGAGAGCGAGGAGGAGAGUGAAGAGGAGGAGGCGACCUGAGACCCCAGGACCCACUUCUCUUGCUCAGAGACUAGUCCUGGGCUCCUCUGAGCAUGGACAUUCCCAGGGGGCUCUGCGGAUCUUUCCCCCUGGAUGGGGACGAGGCAGGCCCCUCUCUGAACUGACCUUCUGACAUAAGAGAAUUAAACCCCUGGUGGGUGCUGACUCAUGCUGGUGUUGGAGUGGCUCUUUGGAGGAAGGAGGGAGAUGUGGAUAAGAUGACACACUGCUCCUCGGUGGUGGCCUCAUGGGCAGGUGGGCUGAGUGGGCAGGAAAUGGGGAAUUUCUGGAAUCUUUCCUAGUUUCUCUCUGUCUCGUCCAGCACUUAGGUCAGUGCCAGGCCCUGUGUGCUUGCUUGCAUGUAGUUAAUGCAUGGGCGCAUUCCCACUUCAUCGCCCGCUUGCAGUUAAUGCUGACUCAGGCGCGUAGGGUCACAGUGGGACUCGGUGCCCGCCUGCCUCUGUGAGACACUCAGGGUGAAUCUCGUGGUGCUUCGUGAGCCACUGUUCCCGUCUCUUUCAUCACCUGUGACCACAGGAGUACCCACCGUGACGUUGCGUGUACGUCCCCUGGUCGGUGUCCUCUUUGUGGCUGCUCAGACCGUCACUCUUCAGCCACCCAUAUCAUUUCACUUCUCCUUUGAAGCUUUUCACUUCUGACUGUACAUUCUCCCUCUUCAUUGCUGGCAUUGACCUUGUAGUCAGUGCUCAGAUGUUGAAGUUUACCUCCUGGCUCAGAGUCUUCCUCCCCUGCAUCCGUUAUUGUUGUCUGCAUCCAUGGAUGGGCCCGUUCAAUGCUGUGGCCUCUUAAGUCCUUGAUGCCCCCAUCACUGAGGCCCUUCUAUUCCAGGUCUGUUGCCUGUAUCCCUAGUCACUCUCUGCCCCUAACAUCACUAGAAACUGCAGCACCGUUGGAAUUCAGAUACCUGUAUAAUCACUACCUCCAGGCUUACUCACUCAACUACUCCCCCUCCUCCCACAGAAAUGCUUUCCCCCUACCCCCGGAAGAAAUCCUUUAUCUUCAUCCUCCAGCCGUGCCGCAUUCUCACCAUCAUGCUCCUAUCUUCAUUUCCUUCUUCACGCAGCAUCAGUUCCACAGUCUACACCCUGUACUUCCUUUCUGCCUCCAUCAUGUUCAUCUAGACAAAUCUGACCAUGGUCAACCCAGUCGUGCACCUCUGUGGCUGUGCGCAAGGAACUAUUAGAGAAAGCAGCCAACCUGGCUCACUAGUUUUACCUGAAAAUUACAAGUCUCAGAUGGCCACUCAGCCCUGCCUAGCAGAUCUACCCUAGGAUGCUGUAUUUGAAAACUUUUUGACUAACUUCCCCUUCUGCUAAUUACACACAGCAGCUCAUUAUUCAUAAAGAAAUAGUAGCCAUCGGAGGGAACUCUCACCUGUUACCUGCCCUAGAUGGUGCUCACUGAUCCUCCUGUCGUUUUACCGCCCACUAACCCAGUGGGACUUAAGCCUUUCCUCUUGUACUUUGGAGCCUAUUUCUGCUACAGGACUUUGUGUCAGUUUUGGUUUUAUCAUCCUCUUUACUGGAUGUGUUAGCAUCAAAAGUAUGAUAGAAUCUCCCAUCUGAAAAACAAUCAGAAAAACCUGUCAAUGAUCCCACACCCUCUCCAGCUACCGUUUCAUUUACUUGCUCCUCAUUCACUCUUUUGUAUUUGUUCAGUAUAGUGUUACAUGUAUACACAUACUUGUAUGUAUGUACAUGUGUAUAUACGCAUGUAUAGAAAUGUAUGUACAUUUAUAUGCAAAAAAUUUACCAGGUGAGUUAAAGAUGUAUAUAUGUGGGUAUAUUUUUAACUCAUCUGAAGUUUAUUUUUUAUGGGAGAUGACUAAUUUUUUUUCCCUUUAAGGGAUAGCCACUUUUCCCUGUACCAUUAAUCUAGUGGCUCAUUCUUUCCUCACUGAUUUAAAGUACCUUUUUAAAAUAAAUGAAAUUUCCACAUUUUUA